Molecule: messenger RNA, 889 nt
Organism: Solanum verrucosum
Lineage: Eukaryota; Viridiplantae; Streptophyta; Magnoliopsida; Solanales; Solanaceae
Exons: 3
Coding region: 127-603 (158 amino acids)
Molecular function (GO): fatty acyl-CoA hydrolase activity
Source: RefSeq, a predicted model, not a curated record
UUAAACCCACAGCUUUGCAUUUACCUACCAUCUUCUCCAUUACUCUUUCUCAUCAUUCAUGAGAAAAGCCCAAAAAGUGUAAUUUUAUUUGGGAGUUUGAGGAGACAGAGCUAGGAGAGAGAAUUAAUGGAGAAAUCACAAGCUUUCCUUGAACUAACCCAGGAAGAAUCGGACCGGGUUUCCUCACUUGAUUUCCUUCCUCUCCGAACCGGCGCCGAGUUUAGCUUCUACGAGUGUUAUGCCCUCAGAGGUAUCCGAGUUGAUCGGCUUGAAUCCGAUCGUGUCUUUUGCAUAUUCAAAGUUCCUCCUCGACUCACGGAUGGAGAAGGAAAAUUAGCAGCUGGUGCUAUAGCCAAUCUUAUUGACGCUGUUGGGGCUGGAUGUGUCAAUGUUGGGGGUCACCCAGUGAAUGUAUCCGUAGACAUGUCAAUUUCAUUUCAUUCAAGUGCGAAGAUUGAUGAUGAGUUGGAGAUCAUCGGUCAAGUCUUAGGUAGGAAAGGAGGUUAUUCUGGAACAAGUGUACUUGUGAAAAAUAAAGCUACUGGGGAGCUAAUUGCUGAGGGGCGGCAUUCAUUAUUUGGUAAAUAUGCUAGUAAAAUGUGACGUAGUAUUUAUCUAGACCAAAAUGCCUCUUUGGUUCUUCUUUUAUCAGAUAGUUUUCAGAUAGCAUGUAUUGAGCAGCAUUGUGCCCGUGAGAAACAGUGCAGUGUAAACAUAUGCUCAUCAAUGGAGGUGGAUAUGUUCUGCUCCUUUUUUUUUGUCGAGAGUUCCAUUACAUCCAUUUGAUGAUAAUGUGUGUGUAAUGGUUUAUAUAUAUAAUCCUCAUGGACUCUGUAACUCCAUUUAAACUAGAGAAAUAUUGAAGUAGGAAAUCUACACUCAAUUUUUU